This is a messenger RNA of Sparassis crispa, 1242 nucleotides long. RefSeq names its product Histone deacetylase phd1. Lineage: Eukaryota; Fungi; Basidiomycota; Agaricomycetes; Polyporales; Sparassidaceae. Bases 1 to 1242 code for a protein of 413 amino acids. Gene Ontology annotation, molecular function: histone deacetylase activity. The record is from RefSeq and is a predicted model, not a curated record. The transcript is spliced from 7 exons.
AUGUCUCAUUCAAGUGAAGUAUCCGGACGCAACGUAUGCUAUGUUGUUUCCAACGAGCUCGUGAAGAUCUCCUCGCUGCUUCCUUCUAACAAGGGCCGUUCAUUACUUGUUCAUUCAUUGGUGAAGGCGUUUGGAUUGUUUUCUAUGCCGCCAGGCAAACAUUACGGUCGUCUUGUGGUCGUAAAACCCUUCCCUGCAGACUACAAAGAUCUUUCAGUCUAUCACAGUCGAGAUUAUCUAGACCACAUACUUUCUCCAAGCACGUCGUCUUUGACUUCGGACGUCAACUCAGAGUAUGGACUUGAAGAGGAUUGCCCUUACUUCACCGGUCUGCCCGAAUAUGUCCGCCUUGUAGCGGCGGCGUCACUUGCAGCAACGGAUGCCCUUUGUCAGGGUCAUACGGAUAUCUCAAUCUGUUGGGAUGGCGGAAGACAUCACGCUCAUAAGUCAUAUGCCUCGGGAUUCUGCUAUGUCGCGGAUUGUGUUCUCGCUGUGCUCUCUCUGAAACGCGGCGCGAGCUCUAUGCUCACUCUCUCUAGCAAGCCACGUGUUAUGUACCUCGACCUCGACCUGCAUUUCUCCGACGGGGUCUCUCAAGCUUUCGCUUCAUCAUCAUCUGGCGCUGCUGUUCCUCAAAUCCUCACGCUGUCCAUCCAUCACGCUGCUCCAGGCUUCUUUCCUGUCUCACCUCUAUCUGCUCUGCCUGAUCCUUCCAGCCCCUCGUUCAAUCCGUUCGUGCUCUCCAUGCCCCUCGCUCGUGGCGCUUCCAAUACCACUUUUGCACGUAUAUGGCCCACAGUUGAACGAGUUAAAGACGCAUUUCAGCCCAACUUCGUGGUUGUCCAAUGCGGUGUCGAUGGGCUAGCAGGCGAUCCAUGCGCGAUCUGGAACUGGUCACUCGGUGGUGUAGAAGGAAGUCUGGGCUGGUGCAUUGAACGUAUUUGUCACGAGUGGAAUUGCAAGACUCUGCUCCUGGGUGGAGGUGGUUAUAAUUCAUCGAAUGUUGCCCGAGCCUGGACGUACUUGACCUCAAUAGCCCUCGGUUCUCCUAUUCCGCUGGAGUCUGACAUACCUGACCACGAUGCAUUUCCGCUUUACGCGCCCUCGUUCACUCUGGACGUGCCUUCAGGCACGAUGCAGGACCAAAAUACGGAGAAAUACCUCAGUGAGGUGGAAGAGUGCUUCAGCUACGUGGCUGGCGUCAUCGAGAAACGCUUGUCAUCUAUACUGGAACACCAUUAG